AAUAUCCAUUCUGUCUCCCCUAGUGGAGGAACGGCGGGUUUACAAUGACAAAUACAAAAUCAGGGAUGAGCGCCAUGUCUGAUCCCGUCGCUGUAGGACGCAGAAAGGGAUAGAGGAGUCUAUCGCGCGCCACUCGCGGGGACGGGUCCUCUCGAGGCUCGGUUAACGGGAUGUCCGAGAGCGCCGGGGUCCAGCAGGGAUCCCCGGCCGUGGGAGCAGCGGGCUCCGCUCCAGCGGCUCCCGGUGCUGGGGGAACGCAGUGCUCAGGCGCCGCUGCAGGGUCCGCUCGAAUCGCCGUGAAGAAGGCGCAGCUGCGCUCCUCUCCGCGUCCAAAGAAACUGGAGAAACUCGGCGUGUAUUCCGCCUGCAAGGCAGAGGGUGGGGGGUGCAAGUGCAAUGGAUGGAAGAGCCAGAACCCCCCGCCCACCCCCCCGCGCGGAGACCAGCCCCCCCCCUCCGCCAGCCUGGCCCAAGCCUGCCGCGGCUGCAGCCACGCCCUGGCGGAUCAUGUGACCCACCUGGAGAAGGUGUCGGAGGACGAGGUGAACCGGCUGCUGGGCAUUGCUCUGGACGUGGACUACCUGUACACCUGCGUGCAUAAGGAGGAGGACGCAGACACCAAACAGGUGUACUUCUCCCUGUUUAAGCUGCUGAAGAAGUGCAUUCUGCAGAUGGGGAAGCCGGUGGUGGAGGGUGCGCUGGAGACCCCCCCAUUUGAGAAGCCCAGCAUCGAGCAGGGGGUGAAUAACUUUGUCCAGUACAAGUUCAGCCACCUUCCCUCCAAGGAGAGGCAGACGAUCGUGGAGCUGGCCAAGAUGUUCCUGAGCCAGAUCAACUACUGGCAGCUGGAGACACCAUCACAACGCCGUCAGAGACCGCCCGGGGACGACGCCGCGGGCUACAAGGUCAACUACACCAGGUGGCUGUGUUACUGUAACGUGCCUCAGUUCUGUGACUCUCUCCCGCGCUAUGAGACCACGCAGAUCUUCGGGCGCACACUGCUGCGCUCUGUCUUCACCGUCAUGAGGAAGCAGCUCCUGGACCAGGCCCGGCAGGAGAAGGACAAACAAGCUCCAGAGAAACGCACGCUCAUACUCACACACUUCCCCAAGUUCCUGUCCAUGCUGGAGGAGGAGGUGUACAGUCAUAGCUCCCCCAUCUGGCGGGAGGAGUUUCCUGCGGGCUCCAGCGGGGGGCAGAUGCACACAGUGGUGAGUGCGCCCCCUGUGGCACACCCCCCACCCUACAGCUGCAGCCCCCUGCCCCCAGACCCCUCGGCCAGCGGCAGAGCCAGCCCCGCCUGCAAGCCCUCCUCCUCCUCCUGCUCGCUGGAGCACAGUCCAGCAGGGGAGAAGCGGAAGGCUCUGGAAGCCCUCCCUCAGGAGGAGAGCAAGCGGCCGCGGGUGGUGGGGGACAUCCCCAUGGAGCUGAUCAACGAGGUCAUGUCCACCAUCACCGACCCCGCCUCCCUGCUGGGGCCCGAGACCAGCCUGCUGUCUGCCCACUCUGCGCGGGACGAGGCGGCGCGCCUGGAGGAGCGGCGGGGGGUGAUAGAGUUCCACGUCAUCGGGAACUCGCUCAGCCAGAAGCCCAGCGAGAAGAUGCUGAUGUGGCUGGUGGGCCUGCAGAACGUCUUCUCACACCAGCUGCCACGCAUGCCCAAGCAGUAUAUCACCCGGCUGGUGUUCGACCCGAAACACAAGACGCUGUCGCUGGUGAAAGAUGGGCGGGUGAUCGGUGGGAUCUGCUUCCGGAUGUUUCCGUCUCAGGGCUUCAGCGAGAUCGUCUUCUGCGCAGUCACCUCCAACGAGCAGGUCAAGGGCUACGGCACACACCUGAUGAAUCACCUGAAAGAGUAUCACAUCAAACACGACAUCCUCAACUUCCUCACCUAUGCGGACGAGUACGCCAUCGGCUACUUCAAGAAACAGGGUUUCUCCAAAGACAUUAAGGUUCCCAAGGCCAAGUACGUGGGCUACAUUAAGGACUAUGAAGGAGCAACUCUGAUGGGCUGUGAGCUCAACCCCUGCAUCCCCUACACAGAGUUCUCUGUCAUCAUCAAGAAACAGAAGGAGAUCAUUAAGAAGCUGGUGGAGCGGAAGCAGGCUCAGAUUCGGAAGGUGUACCCCGGUCUCUCCUGUUUUAAGGAGGGGGUUCGGCAGAUCCCCAUCGAGAGCAUCCCCGGCAUAUGGGAAACUGGCUGGAAACCUGCUGGAAAAGGGAAGGAGAUGAAGGACCCAGACCAGCUUUACACCCUGCUGAAAAACAUCCUCCAGCAUGUUAAGGGACACCAGAACGCCUGGCCCUUCAUCGAGCCGGUGAAGAAGACUGAAGCCCCAGGGUACUACCAGGUCAUCCGCUUUCCCAUGGACCUGAAGACGAUGAGCGAGCGGUUGAAGAGCCGGUACUACAGCACCAGGAAGCUGUUCAUGGCCGACAUGCAGCGCAUCUUCACCAACUGCCGCGAGUACAACCCCCCCGAGAGCAAGUACUACAAGUGCGCAAACCUUCUGGAGAAGUUCUUCUACACCAAGAUCAAGGAGGCCGGGCUGAUCGACAAGUAACGGAGUCCGCUCUGAGCGCAGAACCUGGAACCUGGAACCAGAACCAGAACUGGAGCCCAGUUUUUCCCGCCCAAACACAGACUGAGCUGUUCCCUUCUCCUUGUUGUUUUUAGCGAAUGGGCUUCGGACGCAGAUCCAGUGUGAGCUAGCACUGGAGUGAGCGCCAUUUUCGCUCUCUCUCUCUCUCUCUCGCUCUCUCUUUUAUUCUCUCUUUCUCUGUCCGCUAACUCAGGAAAAACAGACACGCCCACAGAACAAGCAUCGCAGGUGACUGAGCUCGGAGCUCGGAGCGCUGAGGAGGCAGGUCCGGAAUAGUGGCAUUCCGAUUGGGAACGCUGUGCUGGGAUUAACACUCUGAAUAACACUCUGCCUGGUCGAACCGCUAUCACCAUGGAAACGGGACUCUGUGGUCCACAGUAGUGUGUGUGUGUGUGUGUGUGUGAGUGAGAGUGUGUGUGUGAGUGAGUGAGUGAGAGUGAGAGAGUGUGUGAGUGAGUGAGAGUGUGUGUGAGUGUGUAUGUGUGUGAGUGUGUGAGAGUGAGUGAGAGUGGGUGAGUGAGUGUGUAUGUGUGUGAGUGUGUGUGUGUGUGUGUGUAUGUGUGUGAGUGUGUGUGUGUAUGUGUGUGAGUGUGUGUGUGUAUGUGGGUGUGUGUGUGUGAGUGUGAGUGUGUGUGUGUGUGUGAGUGUGAGUGUGUGUGUGUGUGUAUGUGUGUGAGUGUGUGAGAGUGAGUGAGAGUGUGGGUGAGUGAGUGUGUAUGUGUGUGAGUGUGUGUGUGUGUAUGUGUGUGAGUGUGU
Molecule: messenger RNA, 3359 nt
Organism: Conger conger (European conger)
Lineage: Eukaryota; Metazoa; Chordata; Actinopteri; Anguilliformes; Congridae
Gene: kat2b
Product: K(lysine) acetyltransferase 2B
Exons: 17
Coding region: 171-2564 (797 amino acids)
Biological process (GO): chromatin remodeling; positive regulation of transcription by RNA polymerase II
Cellular component (GO): nucleus; histone acetyltransferase complex
Molecular function (GO): protein binding; histone H3 acetyltransferase activity
Source: RefSeq, a predicted model, not a curated record